ACACACAAGGCAGCUAUGUCGAAUUGCCGAUCGAUCCGUGGCUUGGCUUGCUUGGCUGCAUCUAUCCCCUGCUUCUUUCUUUCUUUCUGUGCAUGCAGCAUGGCAGCAUGCAGAUGCAGGGGCAUUGCAUUUCAACCACCACAUGCAUGCCACCAGGAGGAGCAGGAGCGAGACUAUCCUGACCUCUCGUUGUAUUCUUCCUUCUCGGGACUGAUGGCCACGACAUCCAGAUCAGAGAUGUUUGUUAUUAGCAAGAAUAUAAUGCAUUCUACUAGCUAGUAACAUACUACUACUGUAUGUAGUUGCACUGCUUUUGCUUUUGCACGCCACCUACUUCACUCGAUCCACGGACAGAUCCAUCGAUGGCAUCUGCGGCAGGAAUAAUGGAGGCGGCGCUGCUCGUCGCCGCGGCGCUGCUGCUGGUGCUGGGCGGCGGCGCCGAGGCGCUGAGCCUGGACCUGUACGAGGAGAGGUGCCCGGAGGCGGAGGCGGCCGUGACGGCGGCCGUGCGCCAGGCCAUGGCCAAGGACCGCACCGUGGCGGCGGGGCUCCUGCGCAUGCAUUUCCACGACUGCUUCGUCAGGGGCUGCGACGGCUCCGUUCUCCUCGACUCCACCGCCAACGUGACGGCCGAGAAGGACGGCCCGCCCAACGUCUCGCUGCACGCCUUCUACGUCAUCGACAACGCCAAGGCGGCCCUCGAGGCGCUCUGCCCAGGCGUCGUCUCCUGCGCCGACAUCCUCGCGCUCGCAGCCAGGGACGCCGUCGCGCUGUCCGGUGGCCCGUCGUGGGUCGUGCCCGUGGGCCGCCGCGACGGCCGCGUAUCCCUGGCCGCCGAGACGUCUACGCUGCCGGGGCCCAGGGCCAGCUUCGAGCAGCUGAAGCAGGCCUUCCACGCCCGGGGGCUCUCCACCAAGGACCUGGUGGUGCUGUCGGGCGGCCACACGCUGGGCUUCGCGCACUGCUCCUCCUUCCAGGACCGCAUCCACCCUGACAAGGCCCAGCAGCAGGACCCUUCCCUGAGCCCCUCCUUCGCCGCCUCCCUCCGCCGGGCGUGCCCCGCCAACAACACCGCCCGCGCCGCCGGCUCCGGCCUGGACGCCACCUCGGCGGCCUUCGACAACACCUACUACCGGAUGCUGCAGGGCGGGCGGGGCCUGCUCGCCUCCGACGAGGCGCUGCUCACGCACCCCAAGACGCGGGCGUGGGUGGCGCUGUACGCGGCGUCGCAGGAGGCAUUCUUCAGGGCCUUCGCCAAGUCCAUGCUGCGGAUGGGAGGGCUCAACGGAGGAGACGAGGUGCGAGCAAACUGCAGGCGCGUCAAUCAAUAGGGAAGUCACCGGGCUGGGCUGGGCUGGGCUGGAUGUGCAGCAAAAGUGCUUCGAAUUCCAACUGGGCCAGGCCUUUAUUACCUGGAGUACUACUGUAGUAAAAAAAGAGACCAUGUUUAUCUGUCUAGUAGUAUUUAUUUGCAUCCUGGUUCCUUUCUUGCAACGGGACUUUAUAAACUGUUAUACAUGCUGUUUAGAUA
This is a messenger RNA of Panicum hallii, 1531 nucleotides long. Its product is annotated as peroxidase 64. The record is from RefSeq and is a predicted model, not a curated record. NCBI's taxonomy places the organism in Eukaryota, Viridiplantae, Streptophyta, Magnoliopsida, Poales, Poaceae. Bases 363 to 1331 code for a protein of 322 amino acids. Gene Ontology annotation, biological process: response to oxidative stress; hydrogen peroxide catabolic process. Gene Ontology annotation, cellular component: plasmodesma; plant-type cell wall. The transcript has 2 exons. Gene Ontology annotation, molecular function: heme binding; peroxidase activity.